Mesocestoides corti is the source of this 1245-nucleotide messenger RNA. The record is from the annotation of a GenBank genome assembly. NCBI's taxonomy places the organism in Eukaryota, Metazoa, Platyhelminthes, Cestoda, Cyclophyllidea, Mesocestoididae.
UCCCGAACCCUGACAACAGCAGAACUGACACUUCCAACAGUUUCCGAUUGCGUCGCUUUGCACAUGGGUGUACUCCAUGGUCUGGUCCUGCCUCUGCCCAAAAUGCCCACCUUCCUCUUCAAAACGAUGGCGAAGUUUCUCCAGCAACUCACGGGCGCGCGAGAACCUCCCUCCCGCCGACUACCGUCUGUUCACCACGGCAACGGAACGACUGGCUCUACGGCAUCGACAGAAAGUUGCCUGCCAGACGAUGUCCUAAUUAACAACCCUCCUCCCGGCUCCCUGACGAUUUCACAGCUGUUCGGCUCGACAUCGUCCAUUGGUUCGAUUCACGAGCCACAGGCACACCUCUUCAAAUUUGUCAAUGAUUGGAAGCUUGUUAAGGAGUUCGAGACUACUUUCUUUGGCAAUCUGGAACGAUUUCCCGUGCGGUUCUGUCAUAACGAUAUCCAAGAAAAUAACUUGCUGCUCUAUAAGGAUCCUUCAAGACAAGGCUGGUACAGGCUUCUGACUAUCGACUAUGAAUACUGCAGUUACAAUUUCCGUUGUAUCGAUGUCGGCAACUUCUUUAAUGAGUGGACAUACAACAAUAAUUUUCCUCAUGCCCCUGGCUUCUUAUAUUUGCCAGAUGCCUAUCCUUCUCGUGAAGUCCAGCUGUCAUUUUGGCGCAAGUACCUGUCUGUGUACAAACAUGGGCUUAAUUCUCCCGUCACACCGGGCACUUACAUCCAAAACCGCCGCUUCCAUUCGCGCAGUGUAUGUGGCCCCCCUCCCUUAGAAGUGGCGACACUUCUCAAGUCCCCCCCUUCCGCUCCCAACAUCAAUGGCGAUGAUGAGGAUUACUUGGGGGAUCAACCCGAUUACUCACUUCAACGUCUGUCUGAAUUGGAGGAAAUACAGGCUAUCGAGGAGGUGGAAUUAUCACCAGAAGAGGAGGAGGCGUUACUUAUUGAGACCACUUACGGCGCCCUAAUCUCUCAUAUUUGGUGGAGCCUCUGGGGCCUUAUCCAAAGUGAAAUUUCAAGCAUUGAUUUCGGUUUUAUUGAAUAUGCGACAUCGAGAAUGACGGCCUAUUAUAAAAUGAAGAGUACUCUCCCCCCUUCAGAAUUCCCUAACGGGCAAGUCCCUGUUUUCGAUAUUCCUGGCUCCAUACCAAAUGGCGAGACAUCUGCCAAAGCGGACAGCCAGGAUGUCCAAGCACGGCCCGUCAAUUCCGGUGGCUUCUACGUUACCACAGAGGAUUAG